Molecule: messenger RNA, 1533 nt
Organism: Quercus lobata
Lineage: Eukaryota; Viridiplantae; Streptophyta; Magnoliopsida; Fagales; Fagaceae
Product: Galactose oxidase/kelch repeat superfamily protein
Exons: 1
Coding region: 160-1494 (444 amino acids)
Molecular function (GO): protein binding
Source: RefSeq, a predicted model, not a curated record
GUCCAUCACAUUCACACUCAUAUCCUUUCCUUAUUCAAGACCAGUCUCCCAAGUUCACAAUAAAUCUGAAAAGCUCUCUCUCACGCACACUUUCUCACUCUCACACUUGCAACUGCCAUUACUAUCCACUCACCAGUCACCACUCAGAAUCAGCAGAUAAUGUCAGAGAGCUGCAACUCUCGCCACUUCUCAUGGCUCAUGAAAUCCUGUUUUCCCAAUCCGAACCACACCAACAACUCUUUAACCCAAAUCCAGACCCAGACUCAGACCCAAACCCAAACCCAAACCCAAAUCCACAUUCACAGCUAUUCGUCUACGCUCUCUUCUCUUCCAGAUGAUCUUCUUCUGGAAUGUCUCUCUCGUGUCCCGCCUCCUUCUCUCCAGUCUCUCUCCUCCGUUUGCCGCCGCUGGGCCCGCCUCCUCGACUCCCCUUCCUUCCUCGAUCUCCGCCGCCGCCACGGCCGUAUUCACACCACCGUCUUUGCUGUUUCCGCCACCGACUUCGGCCUCUAUGCAGCCAGUCUCCGCUUCGAAGAUGACGUUGACGGGGUACGUAACUGGAAAGUCUCUUCGUUUCUCGCGAACGACGCAGUUUCGCUUGGUAAUUUCCACGGCUUGCUCUCUCACGCGAGGUUAUCGGCCGUUGGAUCUAAGAUUUUCAUCAUCGGCCGGAACGCCAUGGUCCGUUACGACACGUGGCCUGGCACCGUCGUUGCCAGAUCUGCUAUGCUAUUCCCGCGCAAAAAAUUCGCUACUGCCGUCGUUUCCGGCAAGAUCUACGCGGCGGGCGGUGGUUCAAGAACAGACGCGGUGGAGGAAUACGAUCCCGACACAGACACGUGGCGUGUGGUGUGCCAAGCCCCGAGGAGGAGGUACGGCUGCAUCGGCACUUCGGUUGACGGCGUUUUCUACGUGAUCGGCGGACUCAAAAUCGGCGGCACCGCGGUCGGGACCGAACCUCCACGAGCCGCGGCGAACGCGGAGGCUCACGUGUACGCGAGCUCGAUGGAUUUAUACGACGUGGAGGCGCGCGUGUGGCUCCGAAGCAGAGCCGUCCCGGGCGGAGGCUGCGUCGUCGCGGCGUGUUCCGCCGCCGGACACGUCUUCGUCCUCGCCAGCCACGCCGUGGAGCUCUCGUUUUGGAAAUUCGACGCGCGAAGGAAAAAAACCACAACGCAAAACAACAACAACAACAGCACCGCCGUCACUAACGCCGGAUUCGGCGAGUGGUGCAGGUUAAAGAGUCCGCCGCUACCGGCGCAAGUUCGACUAGACAGCACCGUUAGGUUCAGCUGCGUCGGCGUAGAGAACAUAGUGGUGUUGGUUCAAGUAACGGGUUGUAUCGACGACUUGUUGCGACGGAGUGGGAGGAGUUUGCGGGGUUUGAGAGAUGGGCUUGUGUUGGUGUACAAUUCCGUUGGUGGAGAGUGGAGUAGAGGAGCAGAUUUGCCUGAGGUUAUACGACGCGCCGCUUGUGUGUGUGUUGAGUGCUAAAAAAAAAAAAAAAAACGGUGCUGGAUUGGAUUGGUUUUG